Cryptomeria japonica (Japanese cedar) is the source of this 869-nucleotide messenger RNA. RefSeq lists its product as uncharacterized. The record is from RefSeq and is a predicted model, not a curated record. The transcript is spliced from 2 exons. Bases 47 to 664 code for a protein of 205 amino acids. Lineage: Eukaryota; Viridiplantae; Streptophyta; Pinopsida; Cupressales; Cupressaceae.
GGAAUACUGUAGUGUGUUGGUUGAUGUUGUAAUCAUGGCGUGAGCAAUGAAAGACCAAAACUUAGAAUUUUUCUACUCUCUCCUGCAAACCCAAAAGACCACCAUGCAGAUGGAUAUUGAGCUUCUCUACGCACAGGUCAUUGCAGAAGCCAAAAUCUAUGCACAGAUGAGCAGAGAUGAAAAAGGAGGAGGAGGAGGAGGAAAUGAGGAUUUUCGGCGGCUGGGGCGAUCAAGAUCAACGUAUAUAACCAGUCAUUGCUUUUCACCUCCGAAGAUGAGGAGAUCAUGGAAGAAUUAUCUUCUUUCUUGGAGAUUGAACAAAAGCAAAAGAAGCGCUGAUAAUUCAAAUUCUAAUUCUAAUUUCAAGCAGCGACACUCCAAAGUUUCCCAUUCAGCACCUUUGACCACUACCAAUCUGCAAAAAGAAGAUUCAAAUGAGAUUUUCAUUAGCAGUAGUGGGUUUAGUUGGUGGAGAAAGCGGGGAGGAUCAUAUGUUGCAGGUGUUCGAAGUCCACUUUCACCAAUGACUAAGACUAAGGUUGGGUGUGGUGGGGGUUUUCAGUUGGAUUCUGAUUUUCCCUACGCUCGUCUUAGCACACACUCCACCUCUAGAUUUCAUCGUGAAAUAGAGCCUCCAUUGCAGUUGGUUGUUGAGGACUGGUAAAUUUACUCAUCUAGUUUAGGAAUCCAAAUCAACAAGUUUAGUAAGAUUUAGGGAUGGAAAACAUUUUCCUUGUAAUUUCCUUAAUUUAUAGAGUGGUAUUGUUGUACACAUCUACAAAGACAAUUGUGAAUAAACCUAUUUAUUAUGUUAAGUUGUUCUCUCUGAAUUUAGAGAAUUCAAUUUCAAUGUACCAUUUUCCUCCUUG